CGUUCAUACUUCCUUUACAUAUACUAUAUAUACUAUACUAGAAAUUGACCACCUUAAACUGAUAUACUAUUUCCAGUCACUAGGAGACGCUAGUAGCUAAUGUUUAACAGAAGGAUGCUGCUCCCUGCAGAUGUUUAUACCUGCGUUUUACCCUCCAUCAAAACGCGAAAAGACCAGUUUUGUUUUUUCAGCACCUUAUGAAUUCUCUGAAAUUCGGUGUCUGUCUCUAGUCUUCAGGCGGAUUUCCGUGUUUUUGUCUCAUUUUCAGUGAGGUGGGAGUGGUUUGGGAAACACUCAUGACUGAAAAAACGGCGUAAAUAAUCGCGUUUAUCUUAUUAAUACCAUAAAAUACGACUAAAAUGUGCAGGAAUAUGAAGAAGCUAAUUUUGGCUGUGCUUGUUUUGUUUCUCGCAAACGGUGUGUUUGGUUUUGAGACAAACGGAGUGAAGUCGGUGUUAGUGAUGGAGGGAGAUUCUGUCCCUCUAUACACUUGUCAGAAGGACACACAAAAAUAUGAAACCAUACUGUGGACUUAUGGAUCUGAAGAUGCCGUCAUAGCUUUUUUCAGCAGGGGCAAACCAUUCUCGUUUCCUGAUGGUAAUGAGAGAUUCAAAGACAGACUCGAGAUAGAUUUGAACACCGGAUCUCUGACCAUCAGGAACAUCAGAACCAACCAUUCUGGAGUCUAUAAAGUGGAUAUGACCAGCACAAGUGGAUCCCCAUACAUAAGGAGAUUUAAUGUGACUGUAUCUGCUGUGUUUGAUCCAGAUGCAGAUAAAAUAAUCCAAAAGGUAGUGAGUGAAGGAGGUUCAAUCACUCUGAACACUGAUGUUCAAGUACAGAAAGAUGUUCUGAUACUGUGGAGAUUCGCAGGAACCAAACCCGGCGUAUACAGUAGAAACAGCAUGACUACCAUCUGUAAAAUUGAUGGAGAAGCCUCCGAAGAGUUUUUUGAUCAUGGUGAAAAUGAGAAGUUUAAAAACAGACUGGAUAUGGACAAACCGACUGGAUCUCUGAUCAUCAAAGACAUCAGGCUAGAACACUCUGGGUUUUACAAACUACAGAUCAGCAAUAACACUUUGACCAGACACAGGACAUUCAACGUUACUGUUAGUGCGGUUACGAAAUCCUGUUUACAAGGCACUUGGAUGACCGUCGCUAUAGUAUUCAUGGUGUCUUUUGUGAUAAUGGUGGUUAUUGUGGUUGUUAUACAAAGGAAUGUUUGGUUCAGUAAAGGAAGCACACCUAGCCCUGUGAAAUACGCGAGGCCGGAUGAGAGAGGUGAGUGUUUCUUUCAACAAUAUUACCAAGCUUCCUGUGUUUUAGUAGAAAUGCAUAGUAGUGUGAAAUAUUGACUUUCAUAUUGUCUUAUUGAUAAAAUGUUGUUCAACUGAGUCUUUUCAUGAAACAGAAUAAAUUAACAAAUCCAAAGAACACAAGACCCUUCAGUCUACAGAGUCAAAGUAAAUAUAAAGAGGAGCCAUCUGUAUAAAAACAUGUCUGUAAAAACAAUGUCUGUAUAAAAACACAUCGUCAUAGGAGUUUGGGAAACAGACUGUUGCUGGACAAUCAGACUGGAUCUUUGACCAUCAUAGACUUUAAAACUGAAAACACUGGAAAAUGUCAGCUGCAGAGUAAGGGUUGCUGGAAAUGCAAAGUUUCUGUUGUUGAUGAGAAGUGCAGCUCCAGUUGCAUGAACUGUUUGGACUGGUCUUAGAAAGCUGGUCUUUACUUUUUCAGUUUGUUACACAAGUCGACUGGUCUGAUUUGAAUCUGAAAAGUUAAGCUGCAUCCCAAAUCGCAUACUUAUGCACUAUUCUACGCCAUUUUGUAGUAUAAGUAGUGUAAGUAGUGUGUUCACACU
Molecule: messenger RNA, 1864 nt
Organism: Danio rerio (zebrafish)
Lineage: Eukaryota; Metazoa; Chordata; Actinopteri; Cypriniformes; Danionidae
Source: RefSeq, a predicted model, not a curated record